AAAUGGACGUAAACCCACUUACUAGACUGUCAGGCUAUUUUAAAUAAGUACAGGCUCCCUAAUUGUAGUGCAUUUCACAUCAGCGUUCACGUUACGAGAAGCACGGAUUGGUUCGUCGUUGCAUUUUACGGACUAUUUGAGAGUGGAGGAUUUAGUUUUUUCAUCUCUGAAAAUUACUGGAGUGGAUUGAUCAACUUCAGACUUCAGCAUGCCUCGGUCAUUCCUGGUAAAAAAGUAUUUCACCAGCAAGAGGCCAAACUACAGCGAACUGGAAUGUCAGAACGACACUUCAGCAGACAGAUACCCACUAGCAGAGCUUCCAGCAGUCAGCAAUGACUUCCCAGUGACGUGUUUGACCACUGGACUUGUCUGGGACGUCAGCUUGCUACCUUCCCUUCACAAUCCCACAUCCCCAUCCACCCUCUCCACAAACCAGGGCCCGCUGGAUCUCAGCUCCCCAUCCAGCAUCAGCUGCAGCAGCAGUGGGGAAGAAGAUGAAGGACGGACGUCAGAUCCCCCGAGCCCAGAUUCCUCCGACACCUAUCACCCCCAGCAGACCAGCAGGCCGAGACGCACCAACAAGAGCAGGGCAGGACAGAGAGAGGACAAAAGCGAGGCUGCUGUCACCGCCGCCAGUCGACCAGCCUUCUUCUGCAAGCACUGUCCUAAAGAAUACAACAGCCUCGGGGCGCUGAAGAUGCACAUCCGCUCCCACACACUGCCCUGCGUCUGUCCCACCUGCGGAAAGGCCUUCUCCAGACCCUGGCUGCUAAGAGGUCACAUUCGCACACAUACUGGUGAGCGACCAUUCUCCUGCCCACACUGUAACCGUGCCUUCGCAGACCGCUCGAACCUGCGCGCGCACCUGCAGACCCACGCAGAUGUGAAGAAAUACCAGUGCAGCACCUGCUCUCGCACCUUCAGCCGCAUGUCACUGCUGCAGAAACACAGCGCGGCUGGUUGCUGUCCCUCCACGGCCAAUGCCCAAUAGCCAUUUCAUUCUAAUUCAGGACUUAUGAGAAAAGUAUUUCUUCUCCAAACAGGCACAAUAUGCAACAGGAGAAGGAUGACGCAACAUUAAAGCGGACUUCUUAAAACAUUUCCAAAUGCCUUUUUCCUCGAACCAAAAUACUUCAGAUGAAGGAAUUAUGAAUGUUAAGGGGGUCCUGAAGCAGCUGCUGUCAGGUUGGGGGUGGGUUGACUAUGGUAGGGUAUGUCUCUCAGCAUGACACACACACACACACACACACACACACACACACACACACACACACACACACACACACACACACACACACACACACACACACACACACACACACACACACACACACACACACACACACACACACACAGACAGAGACAGCUGUUGUGUGGUGCGGAGGCAGUGUACUAACAGGUGCCCUGACCGCCAUGUCUCUGAUAACAGGUGGCGUCUGCUGAUUUCUCUAGAAACACACUUGGAGAGAGUCCUGAUGGAGCACAGUUGACUGCUUUACUUUUUUUUGUUGUUGGUUUUAGAGGUUUGUAGCUUGCAUGCGGACGGUGCAUCGCAUGUUUUUUCCAAUAAUUCUUUUCACCAAAGAUUGUUUUUUUACUCUGUCUAUUGCUCUCUUUUUUUGUACAGUUUUAAAUGCACUCCAGUUUACCAAAGAGUAUUGAAGUCCAUUUAUUUUGUAUUAUUAUAACAAAUGAUUGGACCAUUGGAACCAAAGCCAUGCUUUUCUUUUUUUGUGUGUGUGUGUGUAAUUUAAAAAGUUUAGAGACACUUCUGAAUUUGUGAAGAAACGGACAUUCUUAUUAAACUACCACCAAUUUUUAUACACAUCUUUAUAUUCCAUCAACUUAUCGUCACAUUUUAUUGAUGCCAGAAUUUGUGCAUAAAGUGUUUUCUUAAAA
Messenger RNA from Danio aesculapii, 1899 nucleotides. It is a transcript of the gene snai1a, whose product is annotated as snail family zinc finger 1a. The record is from RefSeq and is a predicted model, not a curated record. The transcript has 3 exons. The coding region runs from base 209 to 991 and encodes 260 amino acids. Lineage: Eukaryota; Metazoa; Chordata; Actinopteri; Cypriniformes; Danionidae. Gene Ontology annotation, biological process: regulation of DNA-templated transcription. Gene Ontology annotation, molecular function: DNA-binding transcription factor activity, RNA polymerase II-specific; RNA polymerase II cis-regulatory region sequence-specific DNA binding.